AUGACUCCAAAACGUAACCCUGAAGAAACACAAGCAUGGCUUGUCGGAGGGGGCAUCGCAUCCCUCGCCGCAGCAGUUCACCUACUCAACAAGGCCAACUUGCCAGCAGACCAAAUACACAUCCUAGAUAUUCGCCAUAGCAGCGGCGGUUCGAUGAAGUGCUCUGGAAAUUGUGUUGAUGGCUACGUCCUACAUACUGGCGCCCUGCCCUACCUUCGCGGGCAGUGCGUGGCCGAUCUGCUAUCAAUGGUUCCUAGCGCUGCAAGUCCGACUAUGAGUUACUUGCAGGACGUCAAAUCUUAUGAGUGCUAUAUUCGGCCGAUCAAUAAGGCGCACACAAGGGCGAUCAAGAGAGGUGACGACGGGUUGCAUAGGGUGGACGUGCAUCAGCUGCGCGUCGGCGCAAAGAUACGCGGCGAGCUGGUCCGGUUCUUGUUUGAUGGCGAGCGGUGCCUGGACGCAAAGCAGAUCGAUGAUAUCUUUGAUGACCCGUUCUUCGUGUCGGAGUUCUGGGCUUUGUGGUCAACAACUUUCCUGCUCCAACCGUGGCACAGCGCAAUUGAGUUUCACAGGCUUCUCGUCAAGCAUCUACCCCAUAUGCACACUGAAAACGACGUGCGUCGGCUAGAAAGGACGCAGUUCAGCCUCUAUGAGUCGCUGAUCUUCCCCAUAACGGCAUACCUUAGGGACGAGGGAGUGAACUUCCACUUCCACACUGUAGUCACUGAUAUCAAGAUGUAUCCCGCGAAGGAUCCCAAGACCGUCGAGAAGAUUGUCCUAACUGAGCAUGGCCAGGAUGCCGCCAUCACUGUGUCUCCAACUGACAUUGUGAUUGUGACGUUGGGAUCUUUAUCAACAGGCUGGAAGACCGGAUCAAACGAUGAACACCCUCAAUCACCGUCGCCCUUAUUUCUGGGUCCAGAAUGGACGCUCUGGCAGAGACUUCACGAACAGUCACCCAAGUUUGGCAAUCCUGAUGUCUUUUCAUCCCGCAUAGCCGAGUCCACAAUCGAGACAUUCACCAUAACAUUACGCGAAGCGGACUUCUUCAAGCACUAUUGCCGUCUAACACAGGACAAACCAGGGACAGGAGCUCUGCUCACCGUCCUCGAAAGCCCUUGGGGAUUGAACAUCAGCGUCCCCCACCAGCCGGUCUUUGGAACACAGCCAAACGACAUCUACGUGGUUUGGGGAUAUGCACUGAACCCAGACCAGACCGGCGAAUACGUUCCGAAACCAAUGAGGCAAUGCUCUGGCCGGGAAAUUCUGCUGGAACUUCUGUCCCAUUUAGGGUUUCCCACAGAGCAGAUCCUUGCCUCGGCGACGACCAUUCCUUGCCUUGUGCCGCUGGGGACUUCGAUGUUGGUUUCCCGCAAGGAGAACGAUCGGCCCCGGGUUGUUCCUCAUGGGACUACGAAUAUCGCUUUUGUGGGACAGUAUGUGGAGAUUCCUGGUGAUACGACGUUUGGUGUCGAGUACAGCGUUCGAGGCGCCGCGAUGGCAGUGCAUACUCUGAUGGGUUCAGGACAUGGCCCUCCGGCAGUGAGGAGGAGUAGAUUAUUGGAAGUGUUUGAUUUGCUGUGUUGA
Molecule: messenger RNA, 1587 nt
Organism: Aspergillus versicolor CBS 583.65
Lineage: Eukaryota; Fungi; Ascomycota; Eurotiomycetes; Eurotiales; Aspergillaceae
Product: oleate hydratase
Exons: 2
Coding region: 1-1587 (528 amino acids)
Biological process (GO): fatty acid metabolic process
Molecular function (GO): FAD binding; oleate hydratase activity
Source: RefSeq, a predicted model, not a curated record